Messenger RNA from Saccharomycopsis crataegensis, 4680 nucleotides. RefSeq lists its product as uncharacterized. Lineage: Eukaryota; Fungi; Ascomycota; Saccharomycetes; Ascoideales; Saccharomycopsidaceae. Gene Ontology annotation, molecular function: protein serine/threonine kinase activity; ATP binding. The transcript has a single exon. Gene Ontology annotation, cellular component: cytoplasm. Gene Ontology annotation, biological process: protein phosphorylation; intracellular signal transduction. The record is from RefSeq and is a predicted model, not a curated record. Bases 1 to 4680 code for a protein of 1559 amino acids.
AUGACCCUGAUGGCUGCUUACCAAAGUCAAACGUCAAUUGCUUCGUCUUUGAUCACGUCUUCCCACAAUACUCACCAGAUACAUAGCCAUUACCACCCAAAUCAAAACAAAAAGAUCGGUCCUUGGAAGUUUGGUCCAGAAUUGGGUAGAGGCUCAACUUCAAAGGUCAUAUUAGGUACUCAUGAAUCAACAGGUCAACAGGCGGCUAUCAAAAUUGUAAACAAGAACCAUUUGGACCCGCAAGAAUUAUCCCCCAAUGCCAUCGACGCCGCCGGUUUACCUUAUGGUAUCCAAAGAGAAAUCAUCAUCUUGAAGCUUUUAGAUAACAAGAAUAUCUUGAAACUAUAUGACGUUUAUGAAUCGAAAAACCAUUUAUAUCUAAUCACCGAAUACGUAUCUAACGGCGAGUUGUUUGAAUACUUGGUAUCAGUCGAUCCUUUGCCCGAACCUUUGGCGGUCCGUGUGUUUUACGAAUUAAUUAACGGUGUUUUCUUCCUUCAUAAUUGGGGUAUUAUUCAUCGUGAUUUAAAAUUAGAAAAUAUCUUGAUCGACAGUGACAUGCAUUUGAAAAUAGCAGAUUUUGGAAUGGCCACCUUAGAAUUAUUAAAAUAUUCUAAUACCCCUAGCGAGAAUUCCGGAAGAAUAAACAGCGCCCAUGAAAUGAAAAAUUCAAAGGGUCCAAGCACCACUAGCACCACUAAGAAAGUGCCAACUUUCUUGCUAGAAACUACUUGUGGCUCUCCUCAUUAUGCCGCUCCGGAAAUCAUUUCUGGCGUUCCUUACAAUGGGUUAAAAUCAGAUAUGUGGUCCUGUGGUGUCAUUUUCUAUGCUUUGAUGACCGGUAGAUUGCCAUUUGAUAACGAUAACAUCAAAGAUCUAUUGUUGAAAGUGAAAUACGGGAAGUUUGAAAUGCCUUCAGAUCUUUCAAUUGAAGCCCAGGAUUUAAUCAGUGGAUUAUUAUGCUUAGAUCCAGAACAAAGAUUAGAUUCCGAAGGGGUAUUGAAAUCCAAUUUAUUCAAAAAAUAUAAUAUUGGUUUCUAUUCAACUGAAAAAUCGCAACAUGAUUUUUAUUCUAACAUCAAUCUUUUCACCAAUUCCAUCAACCAAGACUUGAUUAAAACAAAUAAGCAAAACCACUUGAUUAUCAAUGAUUUUAAUUUUAAUAAGAGAAUUCAGUCAAAUCCAAAAAAUAUUAGCGGAAGAAUUUUGAAUCAUUUGAAAAUCUUGUGUCAUAACAGAAAAGCAGAGACCGAUAUCAUUAGUAAUUUGGUUAAUAAUAAGGUUAACAUUGAUAAAGUUUUCUAUUCUUUACUUAUUGGGUUUGAUAAUACCUCCUCCACUUAUUUGACAAAAUCUCCUAUGGAAGAAUCUUUUGAAAAUGAACACUUUGACAUGGAAUCAGAUUUGGAAGAAUCUUAUCCUGCCGAGCUUCAUCUUAAUAAGCUGAAGAUGACUAAAGCUUACUCCAACAUCAGUAUCAUUGCUUCCACAUCUCACAGACGCAAUAUUUCGUUCAAUAAUGGAAAAAAGAAAAAUUCUUUCCACCACCACAAGCAACAAUCGUCAUCAAUGAACAGGAACAAAAGUCAGAGAUCAUUGUAUAACAGUGGAUCAAUUUACAGAUAUUCAAGAAACAGGAUUAGUCAAAGUCAAAUGAAGUCUAGCAGAAGUUUCGUUAGCAAUAGCAAAGCUCAUAUGAGAUCAAACAAGAGUAUAUCCAGUUACUAUAACCCAAAUAAUAAUAUCCCAAUGGCGGUAAGACAAAGCAACAGUAUUGCUUCAUACAAUGGUUCUUUGAACUUGAGCCAGUAUUUGCAAAAUGAUGGGCCUAUCGAUAAUUGGUAUCCUUCCAGAUCUCAAAUAAUGCAUUCAAGAAAAUCCAAUCUAUACAUUUCCCAAGCUCAAGAUUUCGACGAUGAUUUCGACGAUUACUACGAUGAGGAAGAGGGAAUUGAAUUCGGAGAUGAUGAUGAAGCAAUUAACGUCGUAUCACCCGGGGUUCCUGUGUUCAGGUUUGCAGAAAAGAAAAUCAAAUCAUCAAUCGACGAUUUGACUGGCGGAUAUGAAAAAUUAAAGCUUAAUGAUAAAGAAGAGAAGCUAGUAGAACAGUCUGUAUCACCUCCAAGAGAGAAAAAAAUGACAAUAGCGAAACAAGAAAAACCAGAACCGGUGACAAAAGCUCCACCACCUUUGAAGCAAAGCCAACAGAAAUCUCAAGAAGUGAAGAAUAAUGGUAAAUCAUCGAAACCUGCAGAAAAGAAGCAGCUUCAACCGCCAAAGUUGACUUAUACUAGAAACUCCACUAGCAGCAACAAUUUUGAUUUUGAGAAUUCACAUGAGGAAGUCAACAGAAUUUCUUUAAAAGAACAAGAGAAGCAACGGAAAUUGGAACAAGAAAUCGAAAAAUCAUUGAACUAUUCUGUCAAUUACAAAGUUUCUCCAAAGAGAAACAAGCGUUAUAAGACUUCUUCUUUGAUUUUGAACGAUGAAAAUGGCUAUUAUCAUUCUGUUUCCCCUACUAAGUCAAAAGGUUCUAAAUCCAAGAAGUCUAAAGGCUCCAAGGCCUCGUCUAAGAGCGACAAAAGGUCAAAACCCAAGAAGCAUGAAAGUGUUAGGUCCAUGAAAGGUUCUUCAUCCCGGAGAUCAAUGAGAUCUACUUUGUCUUCCAGAGUUCUUUCUAAUUAUCAUUAUGCUAAUACUAAGAUGUCUCGCAACUCCACCAGAGUUUACAUCGACACUUUGGCUAAUCAAACCAAAUCUGAAUUUGAACUGAUCUGUGAUCAAUUUUUUGGGCGUACCAACGAGAAUUAUCAAAACAUGUUUGGUGAAUCUUACAUUGAGCGCAAAACCAGGGAACAAAAGGAAGAGAAAUUGAGAUCACAGGAAGAGGCUAGAUUGACAAAACUCAGAUUAGAACAAGAAAAGAAAAACCAAAAGGCUGCUGCUGCUGCUUCUGCCGCUAAAGCUAAUAGAAGUGCUAGUGUUUUGACUCCAGAUGAAAUAAGGCAAUUGGUUGAUAAAAAGAAUUUGGAUAGACACAAUAUUAUUAUCAGCAGGGGUCCAAUUUCGAGGCUUGAUCCAGGAUUGAAUGUUGAUAACGACAGAUAUUUUGAUAAAGAAGCUGUGGCUCCUGUUGUGACUAGAAAUACCAGAAGAGGUACUGCUACUACUGGUGUCACCAUCAGAUCAGCCACCACUCCCUCAUCAUUCCAAAGUUCUAGCGACUCAUUGCUCUUCACCCCAUCCAACGAUAUUUUUGAACCAACUGUUUUACCAAAUGAAUCUGCGCCAGCCACUAGAAACACCAGCGCUGGAUCUAAGGAGGUUGAUGUUGACAAACAAAACGAUGGUGUGGUUAUGUAUAAUGGAGGUCAAGUACCACUAAGAAAAAUGGGAUUAAUUAAAAAUAAGCAAAUUAGUAACGGCGGGAUGGUUAAUACUAGGAGACAAUCUAGGUUACAAGAGGUUUAUAAUCAAGAAACCAGUUACUAUGAUCAUGAAACUACAGAGGAUCUUGAAAAUGAUUUUGAAUUUGUCACUCCAACAAGUAAUAAGUUUGACUUGAAAGAUGAUGAUGAUGAUGAUUUGCAUUCUAGAUCUAACCAGAUUGAUGACUCUCUUUUGCUUAAUACCAACAUUGGGGACUCAACGAGAGAUUUAGUCAGAAGAACUUUGAAUUGUGAAAUGAAUUACCAAGAUUAUUACAGAGAUUCUGUGCCGGAAUUAACCGAUACUUCCAAAAGCCCAUUUUUACAAGAUUCCAAGGUAAUGAGCCGCCAUAAGACUUACAAUUUUGACGAUGAUAGUACGACGGCAACAAAUCCCUUGACUCGCAAGAUUCUCAAUGAUGAAAAAACAGUAUUCUUGAAAAACAGUGAGUCGAUGGCAAUGAUUGCUGCAGCUGCCGCUGAAUUAUCCACGAAAAACGUUAAUAAUAAUGAUGGUAAAGUCAGAGUUUUCAAGGAUUUCAAUAAUAGCAAUGACUCAUCAUGCAAUUUGAUUACGAACGGUGUUCCAAGUAGUAGUAGAAAUAUGAGUGCCAUGUUGGGAAAGAAUAUCCCAACCUCUUUAGAAUCUCCAAAACCAACCAGAAACAAUUCCUUGUUCAGACGGUUGUCACUUAGUGGGAAAAAGAAGCCAGCUGCAAGUCCUGAGACUAAUAUGGAUAAUUCGGAUGGCUUGAAAACCAUUAAUGAAACCAGAAACGAACCACAACCUUUUAUCGCCAAUCAUCACCGUUCAUCACUUGCUUCUUCGAACAAAGCCGAACCUUUGACUAGUAAUCUUGGAUCAGAAACAAAAAGAUCAAGUUAUAUCAUCAAUAGUAACAAGAAUAAUGAAUUAAUGUUGACUUUGUCCCGUACAGAAUCAAUUGUGGCUAUCAAAUCCUUACUAGUGAAUUGGAAAAAGUUUGGAAUUAGAGAUGUCAAAGUUAAGGACAAUGUGAUUAGUGGUGGGAUCAAGAACAACAACUCUAAACUGUUCUUGAAGAAGACCACUGCAUUUAAGAUAUUCGUUUAUGAUAAUGGUAAUAUCAAGGGGAAGAAAAGAGUGGUUAGUGGGGGUGGGGGAUCCAAGUUGGAAUUUGAGAAAGUUAAAGGAUCUUCGGUGAUUUUUGAGAAGUUGUUGUCGGAAAUUGAAAAAGCGUUGGAGAGUGAGAAUGUUUUAGUGGCUCUUUGA